GAUUCGUCUUAACGCAAGACUAGCAGAUGAGGAAUCUAAACUGAAACUUAAGAGAGGGAAAGUAAAGAUUCGAUUUGCGCAUGUGUGAUGUGAUGUUUCGUAAACAUAGCCUCGAACGGCUAAAUACACGACAAGAAACGAUAAUCCUUAUCUUUUAAAAAGAAAUAAAAUCAUUGCUGCUGCUGAGAAAGCUCAAGUCUUCCAGCUUAGCAAUGGUUCGUGUUGUGCAAGAUAAAAAUCUUAUCAUAGUGUAUUCGGACCGAUUCUUAUUUCUUGAAUGGAUACUCGAAGAGUCAGACUUUAAAAAUAUUAACACUCUGCGAUGUCCUGACUUUCAUAUUGGAGGAGAAGGAUCAUCUUUUCUUGAAAUAAGAGUUCAUAGCUUGACAAUAUCUUGUAAUUUCUGUAAUCUUGAACCUCUUUUAAAUGGAAGUUGUGUAUUCAUAAUAUAUGACAAGCAUAAUUCCUGCAUUAGGAGUAUCAUCAAGGAAUCAAAAGGUUUCUUAAGAGGUAGAGUUCGAAUCAAUUUGUUUGGAGGCUUUGUGAAUUUGCCAUCGAAUACAGAAUAUCCUAUCACGGUCAAUUGCACUGCAAGGUCAUCGACUACUGAUCUUUUACAAGUGUCGUACGUUGAUCGUGAGAUUGGAAUGAAUAAUCUUUCUUCGGAUUUAAUGAAAAUUCUGCAACAAUCUUACAACACAGACAUAGAGCUGAGCACGGGUGGCGAGAACAUUAAAGCUCACAAGAUUAUUUUACAAGCUCGUUCUCCGGUGUUUCAGAAAAUGUUCGAACAUGAUUCCAGUGAAUCUGCUAAGAAUACAGUUGAUGUUUCGGACAUCAAUCCAUCAACAAUGAAGAGACUGGUCAAAUAUUUGUACACGGGAAGAAAGGAAAAGUGUAAUUUUGAUGAAGUUGUGCAACUGUACUACGCUUCUGACAAAUACGAAGUUAUGUCCCUUCUGGAAGAUUGCAGAGCCGAACUGCUGAAUUAUCUUGACGUAAACAACGCCUGUUUCCUGUUACUUUUAGCGAAUCGUCAUAAUGACAGUGUUUUCGAGGAGAAAGUUGUGAAGUUUGUAAGUGCUAAUUUUAUGUCUAUCAUUAAUAUGGAUUCAUUUUUGGAAUUGAACAAUGAAAAUAUAGGAUUACUAAUGCGUUUGUGUGUUUCUGCCGUAAAAAAGUAAUGCUUUUUUCAGAGAUUCCUAAUUGUUAAUAAUAGUUAAACAAAUUUGACUUUUCAAGUUAGGUAUUCUCAAAGUUUAGAAAUUUUGUGCAUAAUUUUAAAGCGUAUUAUUAAAAAAUAUAGUAUUGUGAGUAUUUUUUUUAAUUGAAAUUAUUAUAUUUGAAUAAAAAUUUUAGUUUAACAAGA
Messenger RNA from Parasteatoda tepidariorum (common house spider), 1369 nucleotides. RefSeq names its product speckle-type POZ protein homolog. Gene Ontology annotation, molecular function: protein binding. NCBI's taxonomy places the organism in Eukaryota, Metazoa, Arthropoda, Arachnida, Araneae, Theridiidae. The record is from RefSeq and is a predicted model, not a curated record.